AUGUAUCGGAUGCAGAACGAGAACGAAGCUCCCUGGAAGCUCCAUCACACGGAGAAGGACAGUACUUGCAGGCGCAGGCUGGAGAACUCCUUCACCACAGACGAACUCAGGGCCGGGACGAUUUGUGGCUGUCAGGAAGCGGCGCGACUGAGUCGAAGGGCUCAGAGGCUUCCUUCGGAAAAAAGUGAAAUUGAAACCGUUGCCGCCGGAGAAGAAAAGACCACCAAGGAAACCAAGGAAGCGACGAAAGGCGUCAAGCGGCCGGUCGAGGAGAAAGCCACAAAAUCGAAAAAGGUGAAAAAAGACGAAGGCGAAGACGAUGAGGGCGAGUUUGACUUCAACGAGGAGGAAGACCUCGAUGGCGAAGACGAAGAAGACGGUGAGGGUGAAGACGAGGAGGAUGGCGAGGAGGAGAAUGAGGAUGCGUAA
Uranotaenia lowii is the source of this 429-nucleotide messenger RNA. RefSeq names its product parathymosin-like. The transcript is spliced from 2 exons. NCBI's taxonomy places the organism in Eukaryota, Metazoa, Arthropoda, Insecta, Diptera, Culicidae. Bases 1 to 429 code for a protein of 142 amino acids. The record is from RefSeq and is a predicted model, not a curated record.